Messenger RNA from Tauraco erythrolophus (red-crested turaco), 1414 nucleotides. The record is from RefSeq and is a predicted model, not a curated record. NCBI's taxonomy places the organism in Eukaryota, Metazoa, Chordata, Aves, Musophagiformes, Musophagidae.
GGUAAAGAGUCACUUGAUGUAUGCGGUAAGGGAGGAAGUGGAGGUUCUCAAAGAGCAAAUCAAAGAGCUGAUAGAGAAGAACUCCCAGCUGGAGCAAGAAAACACGCUGCUAAAAACACUCGCCAGCCCGGAGCAGCUUGCCCAGUUCCAGGCACAGCUGCAGACUGGUUCCCCGCCUUCCUCUUCCCAGUCACAAGGGACAACACAGCAGCCUGCUCAGCCGGCAUCACAGGGGUCAGGGCCUUCAGCGUAGUUCAAGAUGUCGUUGCCAUCGUGAUCGCUGGCCUCUGGACUGCCCAGAGCAAGAAGGACUAGCGGGAAUCCGCCACAGCCACCCUUCAUCCAUUUCAAUGCACAUUGCAACCCAGACUGAGGACUCCAUGCUCUGCACACAUCAGGAGAGGCUUUUCUCCCCCUGUAUUACGCACUCAUCUGUCUCUCUCUUCCCUCCCUUCCCCUUUGGCUUGAAGGAGUCUUUGUUCUUAAGUUGAUUGAAUAAAAUAAACUUCUUCCAGGGAAUUAGCACAAGUACACUGGAGACUUGAGCAGCUUCUGCAAACAGCUGAGAAACGAAGCUGCAUGCCUGAUUUUGUUUUUGGUUUGUUUUUAAAUCUUCCACUCAUCCAGUGAUAUAACUGAUACAAGUGCUUUUCGAGCUUGGAAAUGUGAAGAAAUAGACUGGAGUAAAAAGUGAUGGCUCAAUCCCCCAUAGUGCACUGGGGUUCCAAAGUGAGGACUGGUGCAUAGGAUCUAAGAGGAAGAGGGAGGAAGGUAAAUUCAGUGUUUAACACUUAAUUGUCACCUGAAACCUUAAGUGCAAAUAUUUGCACCGUUUUCUGAAGCAGUGGACAGGUGCAUAAAACUGUAUUAUAUAUAGAAAGCAGGUAGGUGACGUACAGUUGGGUCAUAGGAUAAUUACAAUGAAGGUUAUUUGCCUACUGUAUAUUUGUGUAUUUAGUGUAAUUACUUUGUAAAAUAGAAAACUGUAACUAUUUAGGUUGUACAGAUUGAAGUUUAGUUGUUUCAUUGGCUGAUCUGAAAAAGUUUGGAAAGUUGUUUUUUUUUUAAUGCUACAUACAUAAGAAUGCACCUACGCAACUGUUCAGAAUUUGGCAGAUUUAUGCUGUUUGUGUAACUUCUGAAGUUCCCUGGCUGCUGAUUAUCUUGAAGUAAAUCUUUGUUCAUUGUAGUUUGGUUCAAGACAGGAAAAACCACUCCAAAAAUUAUCAAACCCUGCUAGCAAAGAAUUUAAAAAGAAAAAAAAAAAUUGGAUAUCCCAGUAUGGAUUUUUUGCAUAUGAUCUGUAUAGUAGUAUGCAUAUGUUUUUGUGCAUGUUCUCUAAACAGUUGUAACACGUCAAUGUAUUUAACUGUUGCACUUGUCAACUUUCAAUAAAGCAUACAAUGUUGAUAAA